This is a messenger RNA of Chenopodium quinoa (quinoa), 641 nucleotides long. RefSeq names its product cysteine proteinase inhibitor A-like. Gene Ontology annotation, molecular function: cysteine-type endopeptidase inhibitor activity. The coding region runs from base 89 to 412 and encodes 107 amino acids. The transcript is spliced from 3 exons. NCBI's taxonomy places the organism in Eukaryota, Viridiplantae, Streptophyta, Magnoliopsida, Caryophyllales, Amaranthaceae. The record is from RefSeq and is a predicted model, not a curated record.
GUAAAUACAAUAAUUUCAUAGCCUUACCCAAAACUUUGCAUUUUUAAGAGAGAGAAAAAAAAAAAAUAUUUACUCGUAUAUCAAAAAAAUGUCGACCGAGCCGAUUGUUGGAGGUAUCAAGCAGACUGAGGGAUCAGAGAACAGUUUGGAAAUCGAAACCCUUGCUAAAUUUGCUGUUGAUGAACACAACAAAAAAGAAAAUGCUUUGCUCGAAUUUCAGAGGGUCAUAAACACUAAGGAACAGGUUGUUGCUGGUACUCUGUACUAUAUUACUCUUGAGGCAACUGAUAAUGACAAAAAGAAGGUUUAUGAAGCAAAAGUGUGGGUUAAGCCAUGGUUGAACUUCAAGGAACUGCAGGAUUUUAAGUAUGUGGGCGAUGCUGAUGCCCCAGCAGAGGUUUCCAGCAGCUAGAUUGCCUAGUUUUCCUCUUACAGGUCUCUGAUGAAUGUACUCGGUUGCUUUUGGGAAUAUUGCGCCUGCUAAUACCUGUUUGAGUGAAUGAUAUCUAUACAAUCACUCUUUCUAAAUAAGCUGUAACGUUGCACCCUUUUAAUUCAAUGAUGAUUCAUGGAUUGAAUAUUGUUCUGAACUCUGUUCCAUUUGUCAAUCUAUAUUAUUAUGGUACCAAAUAUUGUGUAUU